ACUCUUGUCAUGCUCAGCAAUGUGGCCUAUCUCCACGACCCUCUUUGUGUUUCUGACCCGGAAGAGUUCCGCCCUCGACGAUGGCUACGGGGAGAGAACCGGGAAAAAAUAGAGACAAUCCCACACGCCGCCUUCCUGCCAUUCGGGAUCGGAUCUCGAAUGUGCCUGGGUAAAAGAUUUGCGGAGCAGAUUUUGUAUCUUGGAUUGAUCAAGCUGGUACAGAACUACGAGAUGACGUUGAUAGAGGAGCCGGGACCCAUCAAGUACGAGGUGUUCCCCACCACUGACAAACCCUUGAGAAUCAACUUCAGUCCCAGAGGCAAAACAAUGUGAUUACUUGACUCUGCUGAUCGACUUCUUUUGAACAACAUUUUGUCCUAAAUGUUAAUUUGUUGUAAAACUUGAACGUCUCAUUCUACCCAAUUUAGAUAGUUCACGAGGUCAAUAGCUUUGCCCCUGGUGUGUACCAAAAACCAGAGCUGGCUGUGGUCAGCCCUCCCGACAGAAAACAGUGAUGCUGUAUAAAUCAUCUUCUUCAUUUGUGUGAAGGCAAAGGUGUCACGACAUGGUGGAAUCAGGCGCUCGUCAAUUUU
This is a messenger RNA of Aplysia californica (California sea hare), 593 nucleotides long. RefSeq names its product cytochrome P450 10. Lineage: Eukaryota; Metazoa; Mollusca; Gastropoda; Aplysiida; Aplysiidae. Gene Ontology annotation, molecular function: monooxygenase activity; iron ion binding; heme binding. The record is from RefSeq and is a predicted model, not a curated record.